AUGGAAAAUAAUGGAGAGGAAAUUGUCAACGAACAGGUUUUGAGUGAUUUUCGAAAUCAAUGGCGACAAGAGCUUAAUCAAGGAGUUCAAGCAGGAAGUUCUCAAGAAGAAGAUAACAGUAACGAAGCAAAAACUUACUUUUUGCAAGGUGUCGAUUUAGAACGGAAAGGAAAAUGUUUCGAUGCAAUAAGGCUUUACAGAAGAGCAAUUCAACUCGAUCCUGACAUUGAAUAUAAAAUCUACAGUCAAAGUUCUCAACAAAAGCAAAAAAAUGAAAAGGCAAACAGCAAUACAGUUCAGACAAUUAAAAAUGAUGAAAAUACUGAAACUAUUGAGAAUCUUGCUGAAGUUUUUCAAAGAGAUUUAUCUCUUAAUAACGUUGCAAUAUGUGAGUCAAAUUUUGGUCCCGGAGUGAUUUCAACAAAUCUUCACAUUUCGUGUUUGCCUGUUGAAGUCUUUCUAGUAAUCCUCAAGUGGUUAGUUUCCAAUGACUUAGACAUCAAAAGUUUGGAAAGGUUUGGAAGAGUCUGUAAAGGAUUUUAUCUUCUCUCUCGUGAUCAAGAAAUUUGGAAACUUGCAUGCACGAAAGUGUGGGGAUCAAACAUCUCACCAUCAUCAACUUGGCGUGAAAUGUUUAUGACUCGGUCUCGGGUCAACUUCAAUGGCUGCUAUAUUAGUAAGAUUAAUUAUCAAAGAUAUGGAGAGAAUUCAUUUCAAGAUCAAUUUUAUCGACCUCUUCAAAUAGUUGAAUAUUUCCGCUUGAUACGUUUCCUACCUAAUGGAUCAUUACUCAUGAUGACAUCAGCAGACGAUCUACAAAUGAGUGUUAAUCGAUUGAAAAAUAUUUCAAACGCAUUGCAAUCUCGGGAAAUUAUGAAAGGACAAUAUCACUAUCAAGAUUCAACCGUCGUCAUUGUCAUUAAAAAACAACAAACAUCUCACCAGAAAUUCAAAAGAAAAACUAUCGCAGUUGACGACAAUUUGACAUUUUUCCUUGAACUUGACAUCCACAACACUGUCAAGAAGAAGUUUUCGAAGCUGACCUGGAAACAUUAUGAAAUUAUCCAUUGCCGUAAUGGAGAAGAAUUAAAUUCAGAAUUUGACCUUCGCUCCAGUACAAAGUACCCGCCGUUUUAUUUUUCACAAAAAAUAAUUUGA
Messenger RNA from Clunio marinus, 1158 nucleotides. Lineage: Eukaryota; Metazoa; Arthropoda; Insecta; Diptera; Chironomidae. The record is from the annotation of a GenBank genome assembly.